AUGCAGAUCAAGAACCUCGCCCUCUUCGCCGCCACGGCCGCUGCUCUCCCCGCCGCUUCCACGGACGAGUUGAUCCACAACAACGAUGCGUUCAACCUGAUCGCCAUCAAGUCUGGCAGCGGCGUGCAGAACUCGGGCAUCAAGGCCUCCGGCGGCUACUUCUACAUUGGCGCCGCAUCUCAGAAUGCCUCCUGCGACAGCACCGACGCAUCGAACACGGCGACCUUCUACCUGUCCAACGACAAUGCAUACCUGUACACCGCGUCCGCUCGCGCCCCGCAGCAAUUGUGGGUUGACAGGAGUGGAAUGGGUAAGUCUUACCUUAGCCAAGCAGAGUCCUCUCGGAACCCCGGUUUUUUUUUUUUUUCAAAGCUUCCUCUCCACAUGUACUGACUACUGUCUUCUUCACACAGGCAAAGGAAUCUGGGGCUACACGACAGGCGCGCAAGCCGCGGGCCGCAACAGCGAGCGCACCCCCUGGACCAUCAACGCGCAGAGCCAACUGCUCUUCGACGGCGCCAGCCCGGCCGCCUGCCCGCAGAAGACCCCAGCCGGCGUGGUCCUGCCCGGCGAGUGGUCCGUCUGGUGGGACAAGGCCAGCGACAACCCGGGCAACAACUACGGCGACUGCAUCGACAUUACGCUCAAGGCCGUCAAGGUCGACAAGCCCGUUGGCUGCCACUACACCGAGGCCUCAUAG
Messenger RNA from Lecanosticta acicola, 700 nucleotides. The record is from the annotation of a GenBank genome assembly. Lineage: Eukaryota; Fungi; Ascomycota; Dothideomycetes; Mycosphaerellales; Mycosphaerellaceae.